AUGGCGCGCUGUCUGGCGGGAUAUCGCGACAUUUUCCGUGAACAGGCUGAGAAGUAUUGCGAAGAGACCACCAUCCAUGGUGUCAAGUACUUGGCCAGGGAGAGGUCAGCUAAACGCUGGUACUGGGGCGUCAUUGUGCUGGGCACGUUCUGCUCAGCGUCGUUCCUCAUUUACGGCGUGGUGGACAACUACUUCCGGUCUCCGACACUGGUCAGCAUUGAGACGACCGACUACCCGGUGCACCGGAUCCCUUUCCCGGCGCUGACCAUCUGCAACCUGAACAAGAUCAGCAACAGCAGCCUGCCGCCCGACCAGCAGACUGUGCUGGGAAGAGUCGUGUACCCGAACGAGACCGAGUGGCGUCAGCGCGUGCUGGACGCUCUGGAGAUCGCCUACAUGGACUCGUGCGCCGGCGGCCGCUGUCCCCUCUCGGCCGACUCGUGUGAGGGAGACCACUGCCUCCCCUCGGCAGAAACCCGCCGCAGAACACAUGACAUACCUCCGGAACAAGUCCGGAAAAUCAUGGCGAUGACUUCACCGUCGUGCGAUGAGAUGGUCGUCGCCUGUCUCUGGAGAGGCCGGAAGACACCAUGCUCGAAACUCUUUAAAACGCAACGGACCGACCUCGGCUACUGCUGCCUGUUCAACGCGCACUACGACAGCGCCAAGCAGGACGGGGUACUGUACAGCGGCUCCGGUAACAAGAACGGUCUCACCGUGAUGAUCGACGUCAAACGCUACGAGUACUACCUCUCCCAUUUUCUAUCCGUCGGGUUCAAGAUUUUAGUUCACGGAACUCACGACGAGCCGGAGGUGCGUCAGCGAGGAAUGGCCAUACCGCCGGGACAGGAGAUUUUCGUGGCCGUCACUGCUGAGGAGACCUACACCACAGCGCGUGCCGAGUCCAGUUUCACGCCGGAGGAGCGGAACUGCUACAUGGAGCACGAGCGAGCGCUGCGGCACGCCGACACCACCUACUACACGCUGGCCAACUGCCUGCUCAGCAGAGAGGCCCAGGCGCUGGUCGACCGGUGCGGCUGCGUGGCCUUCUACGUGCCAGGUAUGAGAGGGUGGAUUUAG
Amphibalanus amphitrite is the source of this 1080-nucleotide messenger RNA. Its product is annotated as pickpocket protein 28-like. The record is from RefSeq and is a predicted model, not a curated record. The transcript is spliced from 8 exons. Gene Ontology annotation, biological process: sodium ion transmembrane transport. Gene Ontology annotation, cellular component: membrane. Gene Ontology annotation, molecular function: ligand-gated sodium channel activity. Lineage: Eukaryota; Metazoa; Arthropoda; Thecostraca; Balanomorpha; Balanidae. The coding region runs from base 1 to 1080 and encodes 359 amino acids.